AUGUCUUUGGCAAUCAAGUUCCAGCAAGUUUCUGGAGAAUAUCAGAAACUCCAGGUCGAUUUAUCCAAAGCGAUCGAGGCAAGGCAGCGGCUUGACGCGCAGCUCUCUGAAAAUGAGCUGGUGAAGCAGGAAUUCGCUCAGUUGACAGCACAAAACGACGUCUACAAGCAAAUUGGGCCUGUGUUGGUGAAGCAGGAUCAAGCUGAAGCAAAAACCAACGUUGAGACUCGGCUAGAGUUCAUACGCGGAGAGAUUAAACGGGUGGAAGGGCAAAUCAAAGAUUUUGAGCAGAAGCAGGAUAUCAAAAAGCAAGAACUCGUGAAUAUCCAAACAGCUCUUCAGCAGGAGCGGCCACAAGAAUUGGCCAAAACCCAUCCAUAG
This is a messenger RNA of Laccaria bicolor S238N-H82, 381 nucleotides long. RefSeq lists its product as uncharacterized. The record is from RefSeq and is a predicted model, not a curated record. Gene Ontology annotation, cellular component: cytoplasm; prefoldin complex. Gene Ontology annotation, biological process: protein folding; chaperone-mediated protein complex assembly. Bases 1 to 381 code for a protein of 126 amino acids. Lineage: Eukaryota; Fungi; Basidiomycota; Agaricomycetes; Agaricales; Hydnangiaceae. The transcript has 4 exons. Gene Ontology annotation, molecular function: protein-folding chaperone binding.